AUGGAGACGGUCGAGAACGAACUCCUAGUCCAUAUCAAUGCCCCCAGCACCGCACGAGAUGACCGACGCUACAUCUCCAUCGCAAAAUCAAUCCUGGACUUCAGGCCGGCUAUAAUCACCAAAGUCUCUGGCACCGAUCCUCCUUCGCUGCUCUCUGCUUGUGGAGAGGAGUUUGAUGGUGAUGAUGAAUACGAAACAUUGGGUGAUACUAGGAGAUCCUUUCCACAUCGACCAAACCUGCCUCGUCCGAGCACUGCUCCCGAACUGACCUCAAGCGGCCACCCGGCGAGACUACCUCGAACUUUGGCAGCCCGAAGACGUGCAUCUUCUGAGACUUCUUCCAUCAGCAACUCCUUCCCUGCACGUUGCAAGCCGAAUACCGGCGGUGCUGAUGUGCGCACACAAAGUGUCGAGAAUACGUCUGCCUCUCUAUCGCAGUCUCAGCCCAGAGUAGCUCCGAGCGAACCCCCCCUGGCUCCCAGAAACAACGAGCGGAGACAAAAGAAGCCACGGACGGAAAUUGAGUAUUGCAAUCUCGAGUUUGUCGAGCGGUCUGCACCCAUAGCUUCUGAUGGCGAUGAGACAGAUUCCACUGAGUCUGCAUCGUCGUCUCAGCUAAGGGUCUACGGUGCUUUGAGGGUGGAAGCCCGCGAGCCCCAGCCAGCAGACACUCGCUGUGUGAUCGAUUUGACAUCUCCAAAUCGCCACGACAGCCCAGUCUAUGUUGGUCCCGGCGCUCGACAAGUGGAGGUGAACAGUUACCACCCUCCAGCAUCGCCCAUAACCAGAAACGCAGAUUCUGCUCCCGGUCUCCAGCAAGUCGACCAGCAGAUAAGACUCCUGCCUGCAGAGGUCCGAUCUCCGAAUCCCCAAGGUGGGCAGCCGAAGUUUACGACGCAUAUUACCAAGACCUUGAGGAAGCUGACAAGCGGGGAGGCACCCUUGCUCAAGCAUUUCCGGCCCGCAUUUGUUUAUCGCGACGUCAAUGUUCUUGAGCGGGGAUACUGGCAAUUCUCGGUCAAAAUAGCAGAGGAGAGCAUCGUGAAAGGAUCAAGACAACCUCCGCGGGCCACACUGAAACUUCUGGGGUCCACUGCUCGCAAGAAACGCAAUAACUCUAAAGUUGUGCGGGAUCUAACGAGCCCAAAUCAUGCUCGGUGGACUGAGGAUGAAUUCCUGCAGUUCUGGAAGAAUAUGGCUUUGGUCGUUGAAUCAGGCAAGGUGGGAUGGGCGACACGUAUGACAAAGGAGCUGGAAGGUGACAAUCUCUGGAAGAUCAGAGUAUUCACCUGGGGAGAGUUGCUGGGCCAUAUCUGGAUGUUGUUUUUGGUUCUUUCGGAUAGGCUGAUCAGGAAGGCAUCGAUGGAAUGGAUCUCCGGGGAUGGCGCAGUGGUCGUUGGCAUGUUAGAUGGCAAACAUCAGUCUGGGGUAUGGAUGAGAAAGGGGCCGGAGGGGGCGUUAGGGGUUUGGGGUUUGGCAUAA
Fonsecaea multimorphosa CBS 102226 is the source of this 1482-nucleotide messenger RNA. RefSeq lists its product as uncharacterized. Lineage: Eukaryota; Fungi; Ascomycota; Eurotiomycetes; Chaetothyriales; Herpotrichiellaceae. The transcript is spliced from 2 exons. Bases 1 to 1482 code for a protein of 493 amino acids. The record is from RefSeq and is a predicted model, not a curated record.